GCCGCUCCGACGCCAGCUUGCGCCCGCGUGCCGCUCGCUCAGCCCCGGGGGAGCCCCAGCAAGUUUCCCGGGCCGCGCGCCCCCCACCCCCGCUCGCCUCGCCGUCGCCGCCGCCGCCGCCGCCAUGCCCUCGGCCAAACAAAGGGGCUCCAAGGGCGGCCACGGCGCCGGGAGCCCCUCGGAGAAGGGCGCCCACCCGUCGGGCGGCGCGGAUGACGUGGCGAAGAAGCCGCCACCGGCUCCGCAGCAGCAGCAACAGCAGCCGCCGCCGCCGCCGCCCGCGCCGCACCCGCCGCAGAACCAGGCGCACGGCAAGGGCGGCCACCGCGGCGGCGGCAGGUCUUCGGCCACCGCCGCCGGCGCCUCGUCCCCGGCGUCCUGCUCCCGCAGGCUCGGCCGGGUGCUCAACUUUCUCUUCUACCUCGCCCUGGUGGCGGCGGCCGCCUUCUCGGGCUGGUGUGUCCACCACGUCCUGGAGGAGGUCCAGCAGGUCCGGCGUAGCCACCAGGACUUCUCCCGGCAAAGGGAGGAGCUGGGCCAGGGCUUGCAGGGCGUCGAGCAGAAGGUGCACUCUCUGCAAGCCACAUUUGGGACCUUUGAGUCCAUCUUGAGAAGCUCCCAGCAUAAGCAGGACCUCACAGAGAAAGUUGUGAAGCAAGGAGAGAGUGAGAUCAACCGGAUCAGUGAGGUUCUGCAAAAGCUGCAGAAUGAGAUUCUCAAAGACCUCUCAGAUGGGAUCCACGUGGUAAAGGACGCCCGGGAACGGGACUUCACAUCCCUGGAGAACACUGUGGAGGAGCGGCUGACAGAGCUCACCAAGUCCAUCAAUGACAACAUCGCCAUCUUCACUGAAGUCCAGAAGAGGAGCCAGAAGGAAAUUAAUGAUGUAAAGGCCAAGGUCGCCUCCCUGGAAGAAUCCAUGGAGUACAAGCAGGACUUGAAAGCCCUAAAGGCAGAGGUAGAGGAGAUCCAGACCUCUACAAAGUCCAGGGAGAAGGACAUUGAGACUCUCAAAAGCUCCCUGCAGACCAUGGAGUCUGACGUCUACACAGAGGUCCGGGAGCUAGUGAGCCUCAAGCAGGAGCAGCAGGCAUUCAAGGAAGCUGCGGACACGGAGCGCCUUGCCCUGCAGGCGCUCACCGAGAAGCUACUCCAGUCUGAAGAGUCCACCUCCCGUCUUCCUGAGGAGAUCAGGAGGCUGGAGGAAGAGCUACGCCAGCUGAAGGCUGAGGCCCACAGGCCAGAGGAAGAUGGCGGCUUCAAAAACUCGGAUGCCUUAGAUGUGCUCCAGAAAAAGAGUCAGGGACUGGACUCCAGGCUGCAGAAUGUAGAGGAUGGAGUCCAUUCUGUGCAGGUGACUUCUGCGCGCAACACGGAGAGCCUGGAAUCACUCCUGUCAAAGAGCCAGGAGUACGAACAGCGCCUGGCCAUGCUUCAGAGUCGUCUGGAAGGCCUGGGGUCCUCAUCCGAGGCAGACAAGGAUGGCCUGGCUUACACGGUAAGGAGCUUGGGGGAGGCCCAGCUGGCACUCUACAGUGAUGUGGAGGACCUGAAGAGAAGUGUGGGCGAGCUCCCCAGCACUGUGGAGUCGCUGCAAAAGGUGCAAGAGCAGGUGCACACACUGCUCAGUCAGGACCAAGGCCAGGCCUCCCGUCUGCCUCCUCAGGACAUCCUGGACAGACUUUCUGCUCUAGACAACCUGAAAUCCUCAGUGAGCCAAGUGGAAUCGGACUUGAAAAUGCUCAGGACUGCAGUGGACAGUUUGGUUGCUUAUUCGGUCAAAAUAGAAACCAACGAGAACAACCUGGAAUCAGCUAAGGGCUUACUAGAUGACCUGAGAAACGAUCUUGACAGGUUGUUUGUGAAAGUUGAAAAGAUUCAUGAAAAGAUCUAGAUGAGUUGUGUGCUGGGUGCCGAUUUGUAGUCCAAUUUUUCAUGACCAAAAAAUGUAUUGUUUCCUCCCAUGUGCCCUGCCCCAGUUUCUUGUCUCCCCUUGAAGAAUGAUAGACACUAUUUGAACACCAGGCAUUGUGUUCUGGGCCCAGUUAACUUAUUUGCAGUUGUUACCACAUACAUUGGUUUCUUAAGCCCACUGCUUCUGUUUUUGUUUGGUUGGUUUCCUGAAGGGCAAGCCCCUGUGUGUAAGAGGUGGCUUUUAGAAGGGAUGUGUCUCUUGUCAGAAAAAUGACAGUGGCUUCAACUGAGGGUUAACAGAAGCAGAUUAAUUCUAACCUCAAAAAAAAAAAAAAAAA
Messenger RNA from Castor canadensis (American beaver), 2252 nucleotides. It is a transcript of the gene Ckap4, whose product is annotated as cytoskeleton associated protein 4. Gene Ontology annotation, cellular component: rough endoplasmic reticulum. Lineage: Eukaryota; Metazoa; Chordata; Mammalia; Rodentia; Castoridae. The record is from RefSeq and is a predicted model, not a curated record.